Clupea harengus (Atlantic herring) is the source of this 12985-nucleotide messenger RNA. RefSeq names its product glutamate ionotropic receptor NMDA type subunit 2B a (gene grin2ba). Gene Ontology annotation, biological process: monoatomic ion transport. Gene Ontology annotation, cellular component: membrane. Gene Ontology annotation, molecular function: ligand-gated monoatomic ion channel activity; signaling receptor activity. NCBI's taxonomy places the organism in Eukaryota, Metazoa, Chordata, Actinopteri, Clupeiformes, Clupeidae. The record is from RefSeq and is a predicted model, not a curated record.
GGCGUGUGUGUGUGUGUGUGUGUGUGUGUGUGUGUGCGCGUGUGUGUAUAUCCCUACAUGUGUGUGUGUAUGUGUGUGUGUGUUUUCUGCAUAUAUGACACAUGAUCACACAUGCUCUGAACUACUGAACAGAAAAGGGAGGGCUCCAUUUGAAACCUGUUCAUUUGAUGGUUCUCUCCUAUCACCUCACCUUUUUUAUAUUCCACUUAUCCUCCAACAUCUAUGUCUCGAUUGAGCCAUUGUAAACACCUCCUUUGCCUCUGUAGCACCAUCAAAACAGCCACAAACCGUGUCCUCCCUGCACCUCCUUUUCAUGUCAGAGAGGCAUUUUAAUGAGUGAGUCAUUUUUUUGUCCCUCUGUCUGUGCUAUCGUUGUUGUAUCCAAAGUUUAGCUUUGCCUUGUCUGCCAGCUGCCUUUGUCAUUUCAAGCAUAUAUGCUAUGAUAUCCUUUAUGAGAAUCCCGAAAAAUAACACAUUUGAAAUGUCUGGGGAAUAAAUGAAGUAGCCAACUGAUGAAAAACAAUUCCAAUCUGCAGCACUGAAAACGGAAGUGGUGUAGUCUGGCAAUGCCUGUGAAACAUAGCCAAUAGCACAGUUUCAAAUGCAAAUUUCUUGCAUAGCCCAUCUUCAUUCCACUGGUCGAUCACCUGUCUGUGCAUACAUCUCUCUCUCUCUCCCUCUCUCUCUCUCUCUCUCUCUGUUCUCUCACCCUCAAACACACUCAAGCACCCAAAUAGAACAAACUAAAACGCUUACCACAAUUCUCUUACCUUUCAGAGGAUUAAAAAAAGAUUUCUCCCCACUCACUGUCCUCCUCUCAUCUGCACCCUGCCUGUUUUUCGAACCUCCCUGUGAAAUCUCAUUCAUCCAUUGAUUUAUUUCACUUUCCUCCAUCCACGUUUUCCACUUACCAUUUGACAAUUAUUCAUGCUUCUCGCUGAUUUCUCCGAGUGGAACCCUGAUCAUUUCACAAUUAAUUGUAAGGUGAAAUGAAAGCUGGAGCCGUUAUCUGCAGGGCCAUGUUUGCUUUCAAAGGUUCUGAUCUUAAUUAUUCUUGUUAGAAUUUCUUGCUUAAUUUUAAGAGUGGCAUGGCAUGGUGCAGGUGAAAUAUCUUCUGUAUAAUGUUCAGCAAUAUGGAGAUUAAACUGUGGUGAAGUGAGAAUUGUUAGAGCAGGGCAGAAGGUAAUUACAUUUCACACAAACCAAAAAACUUGGACUUGAAAUUUUUAGGCGUGUGUGGCCGUGUGUGUAUGUAUGCGUGUGUGUGUUUCAUACAUAGCAAUAGUCCGAUACAAAGCAACGUAGAGCAAGUCUCAAAUUCAUGCUUUCACCUCCAUCUCUGUCCACAUUGCCCUUUUAUCUUGAAGGAGAAUUUUAUGCAUCUCCACACUGUCUGAAGACUGGCAGAAGAGCUUUUUGAAUGAAUUGUGGUGUGGUGCGUGGAGGAUAAAAUUGGAUUUAGUUUUUUUUCCCUUGAGGAAUUACUCUUUGUAUGGGGGAUUGAACUGAAAUGCUAUAGCUUGUUAAAAAAAUCAACAACAUUGUAAUUUGGGACUUUUUGGUCAUUUCCUAUCGGACUAAACCUGAUUUUAAUACUUUUUCUAAUACUGAAUUUUAAUGGGAUUUUACUACCAAGAAUUAAGGACUCAACACCACUGUCCUUUGACUCUGUUUCAUUUUUGAUUAUUGUAAUACUUUUGUCCCAUCAUCCUGCAAACCUUUAAAACUGCUUUUACUCCAUAAUCAAUUGGACUCACGUCUACGAAGCGAUUGAAUAUAUAAAGGGAGGCUGCAGAUUAUUCACGCUGCAAAAGAACAUCUGAAACACCGAAACCGUCACGUGUAUAUCUCAAUCACUGGAGACUCAACGGCUGAACUACUUGCUUUCCCUCAGCAACUUUCACCCUCUGUCAGAGGCUAUGAGAGGAAGAGCGGCAUCCCAGGCCACACCACCAUGCUAGCUCUGAGAGGCAAGGAUGAGAUUUUGGCUGGCAAUACACAAGGGAUUCUACUCACACUCCUCCUCCACCACCAUGCUUGUCCGUGGCGGCUGUGGCCCUCGAGCUUCUCAGGAAAGGCGGGUAUUGCGCCCGUCCGUCACGCCCGUGACCGCCUCCCCCGCCGGCGCCGCCCCCCGGCCAACGCCCGCCUCUCACUCCCCUUCCCGCCGUCCAGCUCCUCGGCUGCUGGGGCUGCUGCUGUGCCUGCUGCUGCUGCUGCUGCUGCCGCCCACCUGUCUCUCGCGGCGGGACAAGGGCGGCGGGGGCGGAGGCGCCGUGGCCCACUACAUCCCCCCGCUUGCGCACGGGCACCCGCAGUCGUACCCGGUGCUGCCUCGGAUCAUGCAGGGCCUGAGCAUCGCCGUGGUGCUGGUGGGCAACUCGAGCGACGUGGCCCUGGCGGGUGCCCGCGAGAAGGACGACUUCUUCCAGCACAUGAAGCUGGCGCCCAACGUGGAGGUGCUCACGAUGAAUGAGACCGACCCCAAGAGCAUCAUCAAGAGCAUCUGCGACCUCAUGACCGAGCACUGGCUGCAGGGGGUGGUGUUCGGCGACGACACCGACCAGGAGGCCAUCGCCCAGAUCCUGGACUUCAUCUCGGCCCAGACGCACAUCCCCAUCCUGGGCAUCCGAGGGGGCUCCUCCAUGGUCAUGGCUGCUAAGGAUGACAACUCCAUGUUUUUCCAGUUCGGCCCAUCCAUUGAGCAGCAGGCCUCGGUCAUGCUCAACAUCAUGGAGGAGUACGACUGGUACAUCUUCUCCAUCGUCACCACCUACUACCCUGGCUAUCAGGACUUUGUUACCAAGGUCCGUAGCACCAUAGAGAACAGCUUUGUGGGCUGGGAGCUGGAGGAGGUGCUGCUGUUGGACAUGUCGGUAGACGACGGCGACCUCAAGAUCCAGAACCAGCUGAAGAAGCUGCAGAGCCCCGUCAUUCUGCUCUACUGCACCAAGGAGGAGUCCAACACCAUCUUUGAGGUGGCGCACUCCGUGGGCCUCACUGGUUAUGGUUACACGUGGAUCGUACCAUCGCUGGUGGCAGGGGACACAGACCACAUCCCCACCGAGUUCCCUAUAGGCCUGAUCUCAGUGUCGUACGACGAGUGGGACUACAGCCUUGAGGCCCGCGUACGAGAUGGAGUGGCCAUCAUCGCCAAGGCAACCACCAAGAUGAUGUUGGACCGCGGGGCGCACACCCUGCUUAAGUCGGAGUGCCACGGCACCCCUGACAGCAAGAAGGGCCCCAUCACCGGGAACCCCAACGAAGUACUAAGGUACCUCAUGAAUGUGACGUUCGAGGGGCGAAACCUGUCCUUCAGUGAGGACGGCUACCAGAUGCACCCCAAGCUGGUCAUCAUCCUGUUGGACAAGGAGAAGCAGUGGGAGAAAGUGGGGAAAUGGGAGAACGGCUCCCUGGCGAUGAAGUACCACGUGUGGCCACGCAUGGACCUGCCCGGGGGCGAGGGCCGCGACGAUGACCACCUGUCCAUCGUGACGCUGGAGGAGGCGCCCUUCGUCAUCGUGGAGGAAGUGGACCCCUUGAGCAAAACCUGCAUGAGGAACACGGUUCCCUGUCGAAAACAGCUGAAAAUCCUCAAUCAGACCGUCGACUCUGGCAUCUACAUCAAGCGCUGCUGCAAGGGCUUCUGCAUCGACAUCCUCAAGAAGAUCGCCAAACAUGUGAAGUUCACCUAUGACCUCUACCUGGUGACCAACGGCAAGCAUGGCAAGAAGAUCAAUGGGACGUGGAACGGCAUGGUGGGAGAGGUGGUGACCAAGAAUGCCCACAUGGCUGUGGGUUCUCUCACCAUAAAUGAGGAGAGGUCAGAGGUGAUUGACUUCUCAGUGCCCUUCAUUGAGACGGGCAUCAGCGUCAUGGUCUCGCGUAGCAACGGCACCGUCUCGCCCUCAGCCUUCCUCGAGCCCUUCAGUGCGGAUGUGUGGGUGAUGAUGUUUGUGAUGCUGCUGCUGGUGUCGGCCCUGGCUGUGUUUGCGUUCGAGUACUUAAGCCCUGUGGGCUACAACCGCUGCCUAGCUGAUGGCCGAGAGGCUGGAGGUCCCUCCUUCACCAUUGGGAAGGCCAUCUGGCUGCUGUGGGGUCUGGUCUUCAACAACUCCGUACCCGUGCAGAACCCCAGGGGCACCACCAGUAAGAUCAUGGUGUCGGUGUGGGCCUUCUUCGCCGUCAUCUUCCUGGCCAGCUACACUGCCAACCUCGCCGCCUUCAUGAUCCAGGAGGAGUACGUGGACCAGGUGUCUGGCCUGAGUGACAAGAAGUUCCAGAGGCCGAACGAUUUCUCACCUCCCUUCCGCUUCGGCACGGUCCCCAACGGCAGCACGGAGAGAAACAUCCGGAACAACUACCUGGAGAUGCACGGCUACAUGGUGAAGUUCCACCAGAAGAACGUGGACGAAGCCCUGCACAGCCUGAAGACAGGUAAACUGGAUGCGUUUAUCUAUGACGCGGCUGUGCUGAACUACAUGGCGGGUCGAGAUGAGGGCUGUAAGCUGGUCACCAUUGGCUCUGGGAAGGUGUUCGCCUCCACUGGCUAUGGCAUUGCCAUACAGAAGGACUCUAUCUGGAAGAGGCACAUUGACUUGGCCAUCCUGCAGCUGUUUGGAGAUGGUGACAUGGAGGAGCUGGAAGCCAUGUGGCUCACUGGGAUCUGCCACCACGAGAAGAACGAGGUGAUGAGCUCGCAGCUGGACGUGGACAACAUGGCCGGCGUCUUCUACAUGCUGGCAGCUGCCAUGGUCCUGUCGCUCCUCACCUUCAUCGCCGAGCACGUCUUCUACUGGCAGAUGCGCUUCUGCUUCAUGGGCACGUUCUCGGGCAAGCCUGGCCUCACCUUCGCCAUCAGCAGGGAGAUCUACAGCUGCAUCCAUGGGGUUGAGAUUGAGGACAGGAGCUCAGCAAACAAUUCACCCUCUGCCACCAUGAACAACACUCACUCCAACAUCAUGCGCUUGCUACGCACCGCAAAGAACAUGGCAUCCCUGUCUGGCGUCAACGGUUCCCCACACAGUGCCAUGGACUUCAUCCGCCGUGACUCAUCCAUCUACGACAUCUCAGAGCACCGCCGGAGCCUGGCUGGCCACUCCGACUGCAAGCCGCCCUACCUGCCCGAUGACAACAUGUUCAGUGACUACAUCAAUGAGGUGGAGAGGACUUUCAGCAACCUGCACCUCAAGGACAGCAACCUCUACCAAGACCACUACCUGCACCACCACCCUGCCUCCGGCUCACUGCUAGGUCUGUCCGGCCCCCUGCCCAACAGGCCUCACAGCGCUGGCAGCGGUAGCUCCCUCGAGGGGGGCAUGUUUGACUGUGACAGCCUCGGAGGAGUGGUGGCGCCGAUUUUCACCACACAGCCACGCUCUGCUCUGACCCACAGGAAUAUGAGCAAAUUUGACCUGCUGUCCAGCCAGACUCCACAAUCAGGACCAGGCUUUAAACAGGGCCUGGCUGACCUCUAUGGGAAGUUCUCCUUCAAAGGUGGGGCCUCCAGUGCAGGCUACAUUGCUGGGCAUGACCGGUACUGCGGUGGUGGGGAUGAUGGCAACAUCAGGGAUGAUGUCUCAGACAUGUCCACACACACCGUCACCUACGGUAACUUGGAGGGCAAUGCCAAGAAGCGCAAGCAGUACCGUGACAGCCUGAAGAAGCGCCCGGCGUCCGCUAAAUCACGGCGCGAGCUAGACGAGAUUGAACUGGGCUACCGGCGGCGGCCCCACCACAGCCACCACCAUUACUAUGGCCACCGCUCCGCUUCACCGCCACUGCUGCCCUUGGAGCGCAAGAGAGGCGGGGCAAACUCCUCCACCUCCUACCUCUUCCAGGACAAAGAGAGCCUGAGGGACUUCUACCUGGACCAGUUCCGACCCAAGGACGGUGUGCCCCAGUGGGAACAUGUGGACCUGACUGACGGUCCAGGCGGGGGUGGAGGCAGAGGGCUUGGGGGCAACUGCACCAGUCUGGUGUCCGUGGACGACUUCCUGAAAAGCAAACCCAUGAAGUCAGAGAGUAAGGGCUCAGGCGGUGGAGACGUGGCGGGCAGUAGAGAGUGGGAGUGCCGGAACUGCAGAGCCAGCUCAACUAGUGCAGGGGGCAAACAAAUGUCACUGCACAGUGUAGGGGGUGGUGGGUACUCGGGGGGCGUGAUCUGCGGGGCCUCCGGCGGAGGGGUCAGUAGCCGCCCUAGCUCGGCCACCUGCAUGCGCUGUGAAGGGUGCAAAAAGACAGGUAACCUCUAUGACAUUAGCGAGGACAACAACCACCUGUUGGAACAGAUGGGAGAUGGGAAGGGUGGGUUAGGGGGCCCGUCUCAGGCCCAGCGCAGACGCUCGGACUUCAGCGGCAAGCCCCUGCGGCGGCAGCACUCCUAUGACACAUUUGUGGACAUGCAAAAGGAGGAGGUGGCUGGCAUGGCUGGCAUGGCUGGCGUCCUGGGUGGGAUGGGCAGGGGAGGAGGCAUGAGUGGGAUGGAGGCCAUGCUGCCACCACCAAGGAGCGUGAGUCUUAAAGAGAAGGAGCGCUACAUGGAUGGCAGCAGCCCAUUCGCUCACAUCUUUGAGAGGCAUGGCGGCUCGGAGCGGGACCGGGCCCGAGAUCCCUUUUACGGUGUCGAUCGAGCCAACAGACCCGGGUCUCCUUACGGCCUGUUUCGGGGAGAGGGUCUUCACCGGCGCUCGGUGGGCGAGAGGGACAUGCGGGACCGUGGUCUGAUGGAGAGCGGGGUUUACUCAUUGUCUAAAUCCCUCUAUCCUGAUAGGGUGAACCAGAACCCCUUCAUCCCCACAUUCGGCGACGACCAGUGUCUCUUGCAUGGCGCCAAAUCGUACUACAUCAAAAAGCAGCAGCAGCAGCAACAGCAACAGCAGCAGCAGCAGCAGCAGCAGCAGCAGCAGCAGCUGCACAAAGGGAGCCGUACGGACUUGCGGGGCUCAAUGGGAGUCGCCUCCUUCUUGCCUGCCUCAGCUACAGCAGGGGUAAUGUCCAAUGUGGCCCAGAGGAUCCCCAAGGAGCUGUGCCUGGGAGGGCUGGGUGGCCCUAUGGGGAAUCAUCUGGGGGGGCCCAGUGGCAGCAAGCUGGGUCUGGGUCUGGGUCUGGGUCCUCAGCGGCCCUUCAAUGGCUCCAGCAACGGCCACGUGUACGAGAAGCUCUCCAGCAUCGAGUCAGACGUGUGAGAGAGGAGGGGGCAGGGAGGGAGGUAGGGUCAGAGAGCUGAAAAGAGGCUAAUGGAGAUGGCGCAAUGCCAUCUCCACUGCAACCACUCUCCUGAGAGACACAGAGUGUGGUUACACAGAGUGAUCAGGAGAUGGGAGAGAUGAUGGACACUUCAAAAUGGCUAGCGAUUAUGGGGAAUGUUUUUACAUUUAAUGCCAGUAAUACAAGUGUUUGUCCAUGUGUGUGUUCAGCUGGGUGGGUGGGGCUGGCCAGAAAACGCAAAGGAAUCGAGAGAGCAGACACACACAAUUGUUGCAUCCAUUAACUUAGAACAAAAGGUUCUCACUUUACCUCACAGCAUUCUGCAUUCAGCACCAGUUACAGGCAGAGAACGUUCAGUACUCUACAAGUGCUUCGGCAGAAAGGAAGGCUAUCAUUUCCUGCCAUUUUAGCGCGAAGCGCCAAAGCCAAAUGAAGAUAUUCAACCCCCUACAGAGUGCUAAGGAGAAAAGGAAGUUGUGGAGCAGAGUGUCCAUCUGGUGAAGUGGCAGGAGAGCGAGCGAGAGAGAGAGAGAGAGAGAGCGAGAAAGUGAUAGAGAAGGAAAUGAAAACUCUGGUGAAUGAAACCAGGGAAUGGCCUGGUGUAAUCUCCCUUCCUGCCCCACACCUGCUCACUGAUGCUCUCCUCUCCUUUCCUCUCUUCUCCUCUCCUCCACUCCUGUCUUUCUCUCGCCCAGCGCACCACAACAUGUGUCUUUUAUCCUUGUUUGCUAUGGAAAUACAAUCAUGAAUGACAAUACUGAAUUCUUACUGAAGUUAACAGGGUACUAUAAACCUAAUAAUACAAAUAUCAUUGUGAAUAGCCAGGAUAAUAUUAGUAAUGAUUAUGAUAACACUGGUUAUGACAUUAGGUUUGUGUUUUCUUUCUUUGACGUUUAAAAACCUUUAAAUAGUAAGUUAUCUCACUGUCAGCCGACUACGGCAGGAAGCUUGUCAACCUUCACUUACUAACCUGAAUGACUCAGAGGGUCUCAGGGUUGUUUGUUUUUAUUUGUUGUCAUCCAUUUCUUGUUAUAAUUUAGUAAUUAGAAAAUUGUUGAAGACAUUGUUUGCUUAGUGGGAACAGAAACAACAGAUUAAAAGAAAUACUACUACUGUGAUGUAUUGAUUAGACUGAAAGUGGACUGUUUUCUAUGUGGGGAUGGAUUCUGUCCAAAUGUUGGAUACCACAUUAUCAUUUGGUACUCAGAGGUCAUUAUCUAUGGGUCUACAAAUCAUUUUUUGAUUAUGUUAUUUUCAUUUUAUGGGAGAUUUGAUGGGCUAACAUGAUGGCAUCUGCUUAUAGGUGUGCAUGAAGGACAUACUAAGUAACGGUACCCUCUGAUGAUGUUUGACUUGAUAUGGAUGUUGUCUUGACUGGACACAGAUCUGUUACAUUUCCAGUUCCAUAAAUGCAAUGUCCUACAAACCAUGGCUCUUGUUACAUUCCUAUAAUAUCUCUUACAUGUUUUGAAUGUAAGACUAAUGUGUGGGGAAAGGAAAUUAAAACAGCCCCAGUUGGUUUCAUCACUGCUGUUUCUUUAAACAAUGAAGCAGCCUAUUGCACAGAGCAUACGGUUUCUCACCAAGAAAAAUAAUUGACAUAUACAAACAUAGUUGACAUUAUGUUUUAAAUCCUCAAAGAAACUUCAAAAUUUUCUGUGACCACAUUGUGGCCCUCCCUGCCAUUGCAUCAUUGGAAUUGUAAAAGACACACCGUGUCCACAUUAAUUUAUUGAUUAUUCAUCCUGAAGGUCCAACGUGACAAACCCUGACUCAUGACUUUAACUCUUUCAUUUAAAUGGCAUGGUGAUGACAUCUGCUGAUGAAAUUGGGUUUUGAGACUCUGGGGCUUAUCCCGUGAUACAGGGUGAGUGAAAGGAAGAGGACCCUCGCACACAAUGCCAUCUAAACAAAUACCAAACCCCUCUCUGUCUGUGACAACAUGUCUACAUCCUGUUAGCUUGAGACCGUCCCGUUCUACACUGACUCUUCACUCGGGUAGGACGUGGUGUCAAAAUAUAUGCCUUAUCAUACGUAACUGAUUUUAAUGACAAAAGAUAUUGUACAGAAAAGCCUGCUGAUAAUCUUAAGGUAAUAUGUGUAUACAGUUUAAGCUCUCUUAUGUCCAAGGGCUGUGGGGAAGAUGCACGUGGCAAAGUCUAUUACAAAAGAUGGCCUUUUGCUCAUCGGAUCGUACCUGGGAGACUGCAUGGGACAGGAAAGAGGACAUUUAUGUGGAGUGAUCAAUGCAAUAUUUUGAUAGACCCAUCAGUAGUUCACUAACAAUUGCAUCACUCUAAUUUCUCUUUCCAACCAAAAAGAGACAGUGAUUUCGCCUUAUGCUGUAUGUAAUCGACUCAUCUUACUUUACUUUCUAUGUAUCUUGUUCAAUACAUUUUGAAUUUUUAUACACACAUAUUUUUGGAUACCAUUUGGGCCAACAUCUGUAGUAAGGAAUGAAUGAAAAAAGAAAGAAAGAAAGAAAGAGAAGAAAGAAAGAAAAAAAUAGAAAGAAAAUGUAGAGAAGGAAGGAAGACGAGCUGGCAUUGUCGUCAGCACAGACAUGUUACCCUUUUUUCCCUGUAAAUAUGUUUCAGAACUUUUCACUUUGUACAGUCAGAAGUCAGGAUGUAACUUUGAACUAUCUUUUACAAACAUUUAGGAAAUAAACAAAACAGAAAUAAAAAUGGAUAAAAUAGGAAAAAUACACAAAUAAAAAGUUAAAAUAUGCAAGAUAUAGUUAAGACAAAGUAUUACCAAUCAUAAAUGAUACAAUAAGCAUUUCCUUUUGUUUUAAUCUCAUGUUUACUACUUAAUUAUAAUAGGUUACAUAGUAAUAUUAUGAUUCCUUUUAAUAAUAUGCUUUCGCUUUUUUUUCACUACAGUGUUGAGAAGCAAGAUAUUUUGCUGUAUGUUUAGAUGUCUGGUGAAAAGGUCCAGUUUAGGGGCCUUGGCUAAGUUUCCCUUGAAUUGUGUUAGAAUAACUUCUAAGAUGCUCUACAUGCUACACAUAAUGCACAUAAAGUGUCUCAUCUAAUAGGUUAAUACACGAGUAGCUGCAUAGCUGGCAUAGUCACAUAGACACAAUAUAAUGUAACACUUCUUUUAGCAGGUCUGGAUAAUUAUCUUUUUAAAUUAUGUUACUUUGUGUGAACUAACGCAGGUUCAUGCCACAGCAGCAUUGAGGUUCUUGGUUUACCUUUGCAAAUCCACGUAAGAGCAGUAGGAAUUGUCCAAUCAACAGUGAGUCCCAGUUCCAGUUCUUGCAAACUGUUAAGAGUACUUUUAACCACGGAAGAUUCACAACUUGAGUCACUGCUGGACGUCUGAGUCACUUCAUUAUGCAACAAAUCACAAUCAAGAGAUUUGUCAAGAGAGAAAUGCGGUAGUGGAUUGAUUUUAUGAAAUUAACGUCAGUCUAUGUUCAGCCUUUGUUACAUUAUGAUAUUUGGGACGGAAAUGUGCACACAAUUUGAAUAGUUUUGACUCCUGGGUGUUUGUACCUGAUACUGAUCGGAUAGUUUCUUACUUUUUCUUAUAUUUAAUGUAUUUUUAAUACUCUUCUCAUGCUUCAACCUCGUUCUGGUUUGCUUCACAUCGCUGAUUGUGUAGAUCUAAAUAUGUAGCCUAUAAAAUAAUUAUAAUACUCUUUGGUUGGUUUACACACGGUUGGCUACCAUUGUCAAAUGCUCGAGACUGUAACAUACCUUAUUGAUUUGUACAAUUUUACUUUCGUUGUAAUCAUGUCCCAGUAUUAACGGGCAUUUCUACAGCAGAUGUUUUGGCCAAGUCUUUUGCGCUUGGCAGAGCAUCUGGUUUCUUUGGGAGAAAAUGGUUAAAACGGCUUACAUCUAAGUGUUCCAUUGGGCUAAAUCUCAGACGGGAGCUUGUCCUCAUUGAUAACAAUCACAUUAAUUACUCAAGUUGUUGGAACCCUCUGCACAGUAUCACCUCUGGCCGUCCGCGCAAAGCUCCCCCCUCGCGCCUCUAAAAGGCUACAUCAGGCUGUUUACUGGCAUUCGGCGGGAAGGAUUGCAGACUAAGCGAGAAUACGUAAACAGGGCAUAUUUCCCCAAGGCCCUUUGCGUCCGUGGUUCGCUUUCUGCAUCAGAAAGGCAGCAGUCAAAUGGAAAGCUCUAGACAGGAGAAUUUGACAUGAGCAAAUACUGUAUUUUCAACCAAGAACACAGGUGAAGAGGCUACACACAGGUUUGGGAUUGGCAAGACACUUAGAGGCCAGUUUUUCUUUUUACUGUAAUAUGUUUACGCGCAAUGUCAUAUUCCAGAUCAAAAUAACUUUACUGUUGUCUUCAUAGUAUUUACCACUACUGCAACACUUCGUUGUUCAUCAUUUGCAUCAUUAAUUACUAUGUUCAAACAAAAAGCAAUGAAUUAACAGAGCACAAAUUAAUACUGACAGGUAAUCUAAGACACCGACAAAUGCACUACCCCAAUGGAUAUCUACAGCCUUUGUGGCUGAAUAAGAGCAAAUACUUCAGUUUGCACUGUUGUUUAAAUAUCUGGGCACUGUUGUUUAAAUAUCUGGGCACUGUGCCCAGUCUGUCCAGCAUUUCCAUUUAGAGCAGAUGAUGGGCAAGUGAUGAUUGCUUGAGUGUCAGAUGACAUAGCAUAAAUAUGCUUUUAUUUUAUUCAUUUUAGCACUGAAUCAUGUAUUCUGAAUCAUGAAAAAUCAAUCAGGAAAUGUCCAUUAGACUAUGCUUGAUUUGAAUCACAGGAAAUUAAAGUAGUCAUAACAAGAGCUCAGAUUUGUUCUUAGUAUUUGGUGACUUUGUUUUACUUCUCUGUGCUGUGGAGCAUAAACGUGACUAAAAUAUAGCACCAUUAUACUUCAAAUGCAGGAUUGUUACAAAAAUAAGAUUACCAGCCUGGAUACCAUCACUGAGUUAUUUUGUUUCAUCACACAAGGUAACUAGACCAAGAUCAUAUGUUGUACAUACGUUUUAAGUGUGAAGAGGUGGCAAUAUGAAAGCUAUAAUUUUUUUCCAUUCUGCACAGUAGCUAUUGGGUCCUGUUUAAGUUUUAUUUACCAAACCAGAUGCGUGAGUCUGAAUGUCUGUGUGUGCAUGUUGACAACUAUUGUUUAUGUUUUCUAAAACCGUGUGCAUUGUGCACCAUUUCAACUAAUUUGUUAUUGCUUUCCUGGACGUUCUAUAACUACAAUACUGUUUAUAAUUUAAAAAUCAAACUGGGCUAUUAAAAGAUAGACAUCUUUUUUUUUCUGCAGCUUACACUCCUAGAUUACUCUCAGUUGAGGGUGACCGUCAUCUGAAUAUUAGGUUUGGUGUCACAGACUACACUCACCACAACCAUAUACUGUAAAUCCCCCAAAUAAUGCUCCUGCCACAAAUGUAACAUACGUCCAUUAUAACUCUUAACUCUACACAUUUGUUAAUGGACAUUUUUUUUUCCUCUUUUGUGGCCCUACUGUACCUUUGAAAUGUUACCAACAUUUUUACAUUGCGCUGAGGAGAUGAAACAAAAAUGAGUAAUUGUACAGACUGUGUAUAUAUUAAUAAGAGAGAAUGAUUACACUUAUUCCUUCAUUUUUUGUAAGGAAAUAAUGAUGUAAACCUCAAUGACAAAUUAUCAAAUCCAUUGCAAAAAGUUGCAAAACAUAAGUCAUCAUGGUACAGUACCUGUAAUAAGGACACUACUGAUAUGUAUGAGGAUAAGUUCUAAAAUAUGACCUCUGUCUCUUUGUACAUGAUGAACAAACUAAAAAGUGUUCAAUAUUAAUAAAAAAUGCUAAGUCUCA